AUGCUGGUGCUGGCGCUGCUCCUUACGCUGUGCGCGGCCGCCCGCGCCAGGAACUUCAACAUCACAUACCUCCAUGUGCCUCAGGUUGUACCUGCACACCAGAAGGAGAUCGAAAUCGAAUGUCGAUACGAUGCUAACUUUACUCUACUCAGCUGGUUCAAAGGAUCUCACGAAUUCUUCAGAUAUCGUCCUGGCACCACACCUAGCACUCGUUCUUUCCCCAUCCUCGGGGUGGGAACGAUAGAAAUGCUGGCCUGCGGUCCUUCCUAUUGCCACCUGAAGCUGGGAUCUUUGACUACGGAGGCGAGCGGCUUGUACAGGUGCGACAUUGAGAGAGACGUGCCUCCAUACAAGUUUGCUACCAAAACGGCUCAUAUGGAGGUUCAUGGUGAAGGUCAUCGGAGGCCGUUACUGGAAGGUUUGGCUGAGGAGUACAGAGAUGGAGACAUGAUACAGGCGUACUGUCGUGCGUCUCCGGACUCGGAAAUCCGCUGGUACAUAAACGGGAAUGAAGUGGAAGAAAUGCGAGGAUCUGUGAAUUUAAAGAAGAAGAGUUCUCGGUAUAUUUUCAUGGGUGUUCCGCCGAAGAUAUCAGUGCAGUGCGCGGAGUUUAGACAGGAGAGGGUGUACGGUUCGAAAGAGCACAAAGCUUCGUGGAGUGAGAUCGGGCAGAUGAGCCAAGAACCACCUAAAGCGAGAAAUAAUUCGAAUGUAACCAACGGCCAUUUAGGAUUACUGAGCGUAAUAUUAGAUAUAUUUAUUGGAUAUAUCGUUUUAUGCGUAGCGUUAUAA
Molecule: messenger RNA, 792 nt
Organism: Spodoptera littoralis (African cotton leafworm)
Lineage: Eukaryota; Metazoa; Arthropoda; Insecta; Lepidoptera; Noctuidae
Source: the annotation of a GenBank genome assembly